CCACAACGAGCCGGCCUGCGGGCAGGCCGAGCACAGACGCGCACUCGCACAUGAAAAGAAACCCGACAAAGCCAGUGCCACCGGAACUCGAGGAACUGAGACCGACGUGCGGAAUUCCUGUGCUUCACAAGAGAAUCAUCGGUGGCAACGAAGCCAAUCCCAACAAAUGGGCGUGGAUGGCUGCCCUCCUGAGAAGCGACACCGGCGAGCACUACUGCGGUGGAGCCCUCAUCAGCAACAGAUACGUCAUAACGGCAGCUCACUGCACAGAAGGGCUCAAAGCCGCCAACAUAACUGUCCGGUUGGGUGCCCACAACAUUCAAGAGCCAUCUGAAAACGUAAAAGACAUUGAGGUGUCCCGCAUUCGGGAGCACCCUGGCUUCCAAAAGGACACGUUCAUGAACGACAUCUCUGUACUGAGGCUCAAGCGUCCCGUCACGUUCAACGAGUACAUCCGGCCUGUUUGUCUACCCGAGCGUGGCGACGAAAGUUACUUUGGAAAGACCGCCAUCGCCACCGGCUGGGGGACGCAGACUUUCGGCGGACCUUACAGCGAGGUUCUACGUGAAGUCAAGCUCGUAAUAUGGAACAACACCGAAUGCGACAACCGGUUCAUCCAACCGAUCACGGAGGUGUUUCUCUGCGCUGGACCGAAGAGAAGGGAAGGUGACUCUUGUCAGGGAGACUCCGGCGGCCCGCUGAUGGUGCAAUCGAGGUCGAAACAGUGGACCUUAGUCGGCGUCAUUUCCUGGGGCAUCAAAUGCGGAGAGCCAGGAGUCCCUGGGAUCUACACUCGCAUACCUCAUUUCCUGGACUAUAUUUAUGAACACGCUGUUAAUCAAUGACCACCAACCUCACGCGCAUUUAAUAAACUCACUUCAUAGUCAA
Molecule: messenger RNA, 888 nt
Organism: Rhipicephalus sanguineus (brown dog tick)
Lineage: Eukaryota; Metazoa; Arthropoda; Arachnida; Ixodida; Ixodidae
Product: proclotting enzyme
Exons: 6
Coding region: 51-845 (264 amino acids)
Biological process (GO): proteolysis
Molecular function (GO): serine-type endopeptidase activity
Source: RefSeq, a predicted model, not a curated record